Molecule: messenger RNA, 15464 nt
Organism: Physella acuta
Lineage: Eukaryota; Metazoa; Mollusca; Gastropoda; Physidae
Source: RefSeq, a predicted model, not a curated record
UAAUGACAUGGCCAAGGACACAACCACUAAUGACAUGGCCAAGGACACAACCACUAAUGACAUGGCCAAGGACACAACCACUAAUGACAUGGCCAAGGACGCAACCGAUGACAUGUCCAAAGCCACAUUCACUGAUGACAUGGCCAAGGACAGAACCACUAAUGACAUGGCCAAGAAUACUACUAAUGACAUGGCCAAGGCCACAUUCACUAAUGACAUGGCCAAGGACACAACCACUGAUGACAUGGCCAAGGGCAAAACCACUAAUGACAUGGCCAACAACAUAAUUUCUAAUGACAUGGCCAAGGCCACAUUCAGUGAUGACAUGGCCAAGAAAACAUUUAAUGACAUGGCCAAGAACACAACCACUGAUCAGAUGGCCAUUGACAUGGCCAACACCACAGCUAGUGACACCAUCAGAAAGUCACCCAGUCUCAACACUCUUGAAGUACCCGUAGACUCCAGGAGGUCCUCUGGUUCAGAGAAUGAACUGACCAUCACUGACUACUUCACAUUCUACGAACUGUCCCAACAGCCAACUGAUGAAGGAGGCUGGCCACAUACAGGUGAAUCACAUGACCACAGUGGACAGGCUGCAGGUCAUCAAGGCUCACAGAUAGGUGAUACUAGGGCCACAGUGUCCGACAGUAGCAAGUCACUGUACAUGGCAGCCAGCCCCAUCGUAGCACAAUCAGGGCAAAUAAACGUGGAUAAUACUGAAUCAGUAGCCACUGGUCAGUCUUUAGCUGAAGCAGAUCAGAAGCAACUUGACACAAUCACAACUGAAUCAGUAGCCACUGGUCAGUCUUUAGCUGAAGCAGAUCAGAAGCAACUUGACACAAUCACAACUGAAACAGUAGCCACUGGUCAGUCUUUAGCUGAAGCAGAUCAGAAGAAACUUGACACAAUCACAACUGAAUCAGUAGCCACUGGUCAGUCUUUAGCUGAAGCAGAUCAGAAGCAACUUGACACAAUCACAACUGAAACAGUCGCCACUGGUCAGUCUUUAGCUGAAGCAGAUCAGAAGAAACUUGACACAAUCACAACUGAAACAGUAGCCACUGGUCAGUCUUUAGCUGAAGCAGAUCAGAAGAAACUUGACACAAUCACAACUGAAACAGUAGCCACUGGUCAGUCUUUAGCUGAAGCAGAUCAGAAGAAACUUGACACAAUCACAACUGAAACAGUAGCCACUGGUCAGUCUUUAGCUGAAGCAGAUCAGAAGAAACUUGACACAAUCACAACUAAAACAGUAGCCACUGGUCAGUCUUUAGCUGAAGCAGAUCAGAAGAAACUUGACACAAUCACAACUGAAACAGUCGCCACUGGUCAGUCUUUAGCUGAAGCAGAUCAGAAGAAACUUGACACAAUCACAACUGAAACAACCACUGGUCAGUCUUUAGCUGCAGCUAAUACUAAAGAACAUGACCCACAAACAGUUCCACUGCAAGCUUCCAUUUCCACGACAGACUCCUCAUUGCUCAUAGUUGAGUCUUCCACUGAAGAAAACAUUCAAGUUAUUCCAGCCUUGAGUGUAGAGGGCAGCACCACUACCAGCACAUCAGAUCAUCCAGUGCUACUAGAUACAGUCACCCAGUCACAUCAUGUGACAUCUAGUGCUCACGUACACCAGGACCAAACUCUGACUGCACACGUACAGCAGGUGAAUGAUACGUUUGAAGAGGGAGAACAAGCACUUAAACUUGAGGAAAGAUUUAGUGAGGGCAGUCAAGACAUUGUAGAAUCAAAAACUUCUUCUCUUCUUGUAGAACAGCAGGAAAUGGAUGUGACACAAAGUCAAAUCAGCAGAGUCUCAGAGAGAUGUCACGAUGACGGUGUUGAAAGAGCAGUACAGUCCCUAGAGGAGAAAGGAGAAUCAAGUAGUGAAGCUAAUGAUCACUUGCACACUAAAGAUGAAAAUAACAAGAAAUUACUGACUGAUGAUAAUGGAACAUGGAGUGAAACAAAUAAACAGCAUGCUAAGACUGAAGGCUCGCCUUCAUGUGAAGCUAGGGAUGGAUCUUCAGUUGACGUAUCCAUGGUAACUGAGACUGUGCCAUUUUUACCAAUCAGUGACAUAGUAGACCAGGUAAACAAAGCCACACCACCAACUCCACAUGGACUAACAGAAUUAGAUGAAAGUGGUUUGUCUAGUGGUUCACAGUAUGCUGGUGGUAGAGACCAGAGUGGGGUGUUGGAGGGUAUGAGGGGAGACAAUGAGGAAACUGGUGUCACUGCAUCAGAUGGCACUGGUGUCUCACCACAUGACACAACUGAGACUGGUGAACUGUUGACACAAUCACAGCUGUCUGGUACAAGACAUUUACAGAACUCCAGUGCAGGGAGUGGUCCCAUAGGCUCACAUGCAGCAGCUGAGGAUGACAACACACUUUGUCACAAUGCUGAUGAACAAGGUCUUUUUGACCUCAGACAGAGAGAGCUGAAUACUGAAGACAAGCAAGGCGAACAUCCCACACAAACAGCACUGGUGGAGACUCAAGGCCAACCAAGUUUACAACACAAGCCAGCAGGCGGUGAAGGGGUCAUGACUGAUGAGUUCAGUUCCAACCAAGAAUACCAGUCUGUGACUGAGAGGUCAGGAACUAGUGGUGAGAGUUACCAUGGUAAUGAAAUAUCAACCAGAGAUGGGACAUCAGGAGGUGAUUUAGCACCGUUGGUCACUAGUCCUAGGAUGGAGAAAUCUUCAGUGGAGAAGGUCACAGAUAGAAGUUUGUUGUGCAGCACAACUUCUGGGGAACAUGAAUUAACUGAAACCGUGUCAGUAAUGCCUUGUGACCCACUGCUUCAUGAAAACAUACAGGAAUCAAAACCUGACCUUGUCAGUGAGCUCACUAGAGUAGGGAAUACAUUCACAAUACCACUACAUGCUAGUCAGCUGUUUACAUCAGCUAAUGGAGAAAACAUAACAGAGAUAACAGAUAGUUCCAGCAUGCUAAAAGCAUCUGUUAAACAAGUAGAAUAUGCUCAAGAUAAAGCUUCAGAAGGAAUCUCUACAACAACAACAACUACGGACAUGUGCCACAAUGCUGCUCAACAAAGUCUAAGUGAAGAUGAGAAAACUCCAGCAAAGUCAAGGCAAGUUAUGUUCUCCACUAAAUCUGCUCCACUAACUCAGUCUUCAUCAGAGGCCAAACCAGCUACUCAAAUGUCAGACGGAGAUCCCUCUGAUGCUGAACUGCACCGUCAAGCCAACCUGAUCAUCAACUCGGUGCUCUACAACAUCCUGUGUCAGGAGUUCAAGAACAUGCUACCUACAGGCCAUACCAGUCUACCAGUAGACGCUCUAGCCUUGAACUCUCUCGCAUCUUUGGUGCCUGGAGUCACACAAUCAAAGUCUGCUACAGGCCACACCAGUUUACCUGAAGGUGUCUUAGCAUUGAACUCUCUUACAUCUUUGGUUCCUGGAGACACAGAAUCAAAGUCUGCUACAGGACCAUCCCAGCCCAGCAGAACUCAUCAAUCCUCUACAGACAAUGGCAUUUAUCCUCAAGUAUUAGGUGGUCAAGACAUAUCAGGACAGAAUAUCCCUGGGAAUUUAGUUCAAACUGUAGGCGAUUCCUUAAUGGACUUGAAGAAAGAAUCCGAGUCAUCAUUACCUUACAGUCAAAAUGACACGGAAGAGAAUGACAAGAGCAAUGCAAAUACCGAGGGUAAAGAUGAGAACAAGGCUGACAAGGUUCUCCAGCAGACUUUAGGUAUUGGGGCAUCAGAUGAACACAGCCCACAUAUGGGUGAGCUCUCCUCACAUGUAGUGUCUGAAACUGUUGCAGAUGUUGUGACCUCUGACCCCAUGAACCUCACAUACCCUGUAGGUACUAUACCACCACAGUCAGCACAUUCCGUAGUAACUGAACAUCAGAAGAAUAACUUCAACGUUGAAAGGAAUAACACAAAGACACAAUUGACCACAGCACAGACAGGCAUACAACCCUCAGGCUUACAAGCCCAGAGGGACAUACAGACCUUGGGCUUACAAGCCAGCAAAGCCCAGACAGUUACACAACCUCCAGGCUCACAAGCCAGUAAAGCCCAGACAGACGCUCAGCCCUCAGGCUUACAAGCCCAGACAGACACUCAGCCCUCAGGCUUACAAGCCCAGACAGACACUCAGCCCUCAGGCUUACAAGCCCAGGCAGACACUCAGCCCUCAGGCUUACAAGCCCAGACAGACACUCAGCCCUCAGGCUUACAAGCCCAGACAGACACUCAGCCCUCAGGCUUACAAGCCCAGACAGACACUCAGCCCUCAGGCUUACAAGCCCAGACAGACACUCAGCCCUCAGGCUUACAAGCCCAGACAGACACUCAGCCCUCACGCUUACAAGCCCAGACAGACACUCAGCCCUCAGGCUUACAAGCCCAGACAGACACUCAGCCCUCAGGCUUACAAGCCCAGACAGACACUCAGCCCUCAGGCUUACAAGCCCAGACAGACACUCAGCCCUCACGCUUACAAGCCCAGACAGACACUCAGCCCUCAGGCUUACAAGCCCAGACAGACACUCAGCCCUCAGGCUUACAAGCCCAGACAGACACUCAGCCCUCAGGCUUACAAGCCCAGACAGACACUCAGCCCUCACGCUUACAAGCCCAGACAGACACUCAGCCCUCAGGCUUACAAGCCCAUACCUCUAACCCAGCCCAAAUAAGACAACGCCACACCAGACGGGCCAGCAACCCAGAGGAUCUCAACGCCAAACUCACAGCUCUCUUCAAGAACAAACGCCAGAAACUUCCAUGGAAAAUUCCUCGGUUUGUCUACCCCUGUGGAUCCCAAAUCUCACCCAACAUUUCACAGCAGCAAUCUCAACACGCAGAAGGGUAUCUAGACUCGAGGCCUGUUAGAAAAGCUGUUUCUUUAUUUGAUGUAAGCUCAGAGGUUUUACACCCAAGUGAGCUGGUUCUACCUACAGCCCAAGGUGAAAAUGCUAGGCAGAGUCUUAGAAGACCUGAAAGAAGGGAAUUGAUCAACAUACUUAAACUUGAAGUACAGGCAAUAUUUGACAACUUAAGUGAAGACAGCCAGCGUAAAGAACCUUCUUCACUGACAGGAGCUGGGAAACAGGAGAAAGAUAUUGAUGGAAUCCAAGACGAGAAAGCUGGGAUGCUGGUCAUAGCAGAAAGAGAUGCAAGACUGGAUUUAGCAGCAGCAUUUGCUGGUGAAGGAACAAACCCCACUCAGGCAACAGCAAUUACAACAGCAGGCAAGAAAGAUGAAACUAUUCCUACUUCAGAUGAUGCAACAGUGCUACAACAUCAAAAAGUCACAGCUAACGGUCAAGACAGUAACAUCAAAACAAGUGCAGACAGUAGCUACAAUGUUGAGGACAGAAACAUCAAAACAACUAGUGCAGAAAGUAGCCUCAAUGGUGAUGCAGACAGAAACAUCAAAACAACUAGUGCAGAAAGUAGCCUCAAUGUCGAUGCAGACAGAAACAUCAAAACAACAGUUGCAGAAAGUAGCCUCAAUGUUGAUGCAGACAGAAACAUCAAAACAACAGUUGCAGAAAGUAGCCUCAAUGUCGAUGCAGACAGAAACAUCAAAACAACAGUUGCAGACAGUAGCAUCAAUGUUGAUGAGGAUAGAAACAUCAAAACAACUAGUGUAGACAAAAGCCUCACAUCAAGUACCAUCACAGCAUUCUCUGAGCUCAGCACAGGCACCACUCAAGGCAACAUUCCUCUAGUCUCAUCACAUGAUCAAGGCAGCCACUACCAACCUAGUGUUGCCACUACAUCUGAAGCUGUUGAAGAAACACUGCCUGAUGAUGAACAUUUUAAGGAGAUAACAUCAGAUGAAGAAGGGAGAUCUUUUGAGGAUGUUGAAGAAGUAGACUCUAGUGAAGAAGGGAAAUUAUCCACAACAAUUAUCCCAUUUGCAAGCCACACUGUCAUCCACAGGAAUGUAAGAAUUACUCCCUCACAUGCUGAUAAAACCAGAUCAGCUUCACCAGCCAGCGCCUGGAGACUAAAAAGAGCAGCAUUUUCCACAUCAGACGACACAGAUUCUUCAAGAAAAUCUCUGAGAGAAUCACUAGAAGAAGCAGCCGAGGAAGCGCUGAGUUCUGCCAGAGACAGCCCCGAGAGAUCAGAGAAUCUGAGAAUGGUUUCUAUACUCACUGGCCUUGGACCAGCAGCAGCACAUGAUGAAGAUCUCCAGCCGUCUGAUGGUUCUUUUAACUACUGGUAUUUUGGUGAUCCGUCACUUGAACCAUGGGAAGGCAAAGACGUGCAUUCACCCAAAGAACAUCUGAGCAGUAAGGCUAGAAGUAGACCCACACAACCUAUUCAAGAGAGUGACAAAGAUCUACAAAACAAAAAUAUUGAUGGGGAAAUAAACAAAGCACCAGGUCAUUCUGUUCACAAACCUUUCACCAAAAACUUGUUUGGCGUUUACUCCAUCAACAACCCUCUAGCUGCUUCAAGCCUUGACGAACCUUUUGAACCUGAAAACCCAGUCCUCGACAGUUUGUUGUACCCAAUAGCAGGUUUACAACCACCAGGUUCAAACUUCUUCGGAUCAGUGCCCACCCAAUCGCGCGGCUUUGAUCUGCAUAAACCAGGACAUUAUGAUCAUCCGAGGAUAACCUUGACCUCGGACUCUCUAGAGGAGAGCCUGAUCCUUGCUGACUCAUCGGAUGCCGAGAGGUUGUCAAUGGAGAUGGCGCUGUCAGUGCUGGAUGGGGAGGACGAUCUGGUAGAGAAUGUGGUGUCUGACAGGACUGAUCAGCUGUCAUGUAUAAGUGGUGAUCUGGCUGACGUUGGAAGAAAUAUAGAACUGUCACACACUGAAGGUGACACAAGUGGUGAUCUAUCAGAUGGAAGAACUAAAGAACUGUCACACGCUGAAGGUGACACAAGUGGUGAUCUAUCAGAUGGAAGAACUAAAGAACUGUCACACACUGAAGGUGACACAAGUGGUGAUCUAUCAGAUGUUGGAAGAACUAAAGAACUGUCACACACUGAAGGUGACACAAGUGGUGAUCUAUCAGAUGUUGGAAGAACUAAAGAACUGUCACACACUGAAGGUGACACAAGUGGUGAUCUAUCAGAUGGAAGAACUAAAGAACUGUCACAUACUGGAGGUGACACAAUUAGUGAUUUAUCAGAUGGAAGAACUAAAGAACUGUCACACACUGAAGGUGACACACGAGGUGAUGUUUCAAACGCAAUUGAAAUGAACAGAAGGAAUGAAUUGUUACACACAGAAGGUGAGAGAGCUAAAGAACAAUCCCACACAGGAGGUGAUACAUCUGAAGAACAAUCCCACACAGGAGGUGAUACAUCUGAAGAACAAUCCCACACAGGAGGUGAUACAUCUGAAGAACAAUCCUACACAGAAGGUGGUGCUACCAGUCAGCUGCCACAUUUUGCUGAUGAAAGAAAUACAGCAUUGUCACAUUCAGAUGUUAGAAUUGAUGGUAUGUCGUAUGGUGGAAGUAGAGGGACAGUAACUGAACUUGAUCACUAUAAAGGUGAAACUGCUAAGGAGUUCUCACACAUUGAAGGUGACACAACUAAAGAAAUCUCCCUCACUGGAGGUGACAUAACUAAAGAAAUCUCCCUCACUGGAGGUGACAUAACUAAAGAAAUCUCCCUCACUGGUGGUGACAUAACUAAAGAAAUCUCCCUCACUGGAGGUGACACAAAUGAAGAGCUCUCCUUCGCUGGAGGUGACACAGUUAAAGAACUUUCUGGAGGUGACACAUCUAAAGAUUUAUCACUUUCUGUAGAUGACGUGUCUAAAGCACUUUCACCAUCAAGAGGUGACACAACAAACGAACUAACUGACACUAAAGGGCACUCAAGUGUGGAAACAACAGCCACCGGUGGUGACAAAGAACUCUCACUCCCUGGAGGUGAGACAGUGAAAGAACAAUCACACAGUGGUGGUGACACAACAUCACACAGUGGUGGUGACACAUCACACAGUGGUGGUGACACAUCACACAGUGAUGGUGACACAACAUCACACAGGGGUGGUGAAACAACUAGUCAACUCUCACUCUCUGGAGGUGAGACAAGUAGUCAACUUUCAUCUCCAAGUGGUGAAACAACAAAAGGCUUAUCACUCACCGAAAAGAACAGCUCCAAUGAACUAACUCACACAGACAGCAAUGUUUCUCACACACCCAAAGGGUUCACGUCACCCCACCCCUCUGCCCUGGGGGUGUCCACAGAUUUCCACUCCAUCCAGCUGAGGCCUGCUGUGGGUGAGAGCUCUGUUGACCCGGCGUGGACAAGUCGACCCUCAGAGAACGCCCACCUGUUCUCUGCUGCAGGUGCUAAUUCAUGGCCACACUCUGCCCACACUGACCACAACACUGACCUCACCACAUGGCCACAUGCUACCUACACCGACCCCACCACAUCUGGUCUGUCUAAAGGCUUGACCAGCACUGGACAAUUAGAUCAUGACAGCUUGUCUAGACUCACAACUGAUGCUGAGAAUGCUCCAGGAAGCUCAAAAAAUUAUACCAGUGAAAGUGGAGUUAAAGAACUUGGAAGUGCUAGAGUUAUUGAACCUGAAACAGUUCAUAAAGAUGAAGUAAACAGAGAAGGGGCAGACAAUAAUGAGACAGCAAUAGACAAACAUUCAGAAUCCAAGAAAAGUAAAAUUGAUGACAAGAGUAAUUCCUACAUUGAAAGUGACAGAAAGUAUGAUAACCAUGUGUCUGAUGAAUCCUUCAUGGAAGAUGAAACUAAGGUAACUACACCAUCUGAAAACAGAAACAAGCAAAUAACUGGAAGUAAUCUAGAGGAAGCUAAUACUAAUUUUGACACUGAAAGUGAAAGCCAACAUGGCAACUCUGAAGAAAUCAAAAUGCCUAAUGUAGCUGGUGGUCAUUCAGUUGCUGUGGAGGGAGAAAUUGGUUCUACAGCUGAAAAUGUUUCUGGCCAGAGUGCAACAGGCAAGGAAACAGCUGAUACACAUUCUUCUAAUAAUGCUGAAAGUAAAAUAGUGUUUGGAACUGAAAUUACCAACACAACAGAUAUCAAUACAAAUGAAGAAAUAGAACAAAAAUCAGAAGAAGCAUUUAAAUUCCAGGCACAAGGUGAAAUAUCUGGAAACAAUUCCAUCACACAAGAAAAAGAUUAUGCAUCUAAUCUGAAGACUGAGCCAGGAAAUAUCUCUGAGCCUGUAUCUAGUGUCGCAACAGGCAGUGAUGGACCUUUACAGCUGUCACAACUAAAUGGUAUCCCUACAAGAGAUGGUACCAAGUUAGCUGGACCAUGUCAGGAGACAGAAAACAGUCAGUCACUGAAAGUAACUGGUGAGAUCAGUCUAACUGAAGACCAGGACGGGAGUGAUUCACAAGAAUGUGGAAGUGAGGGACAAUACAGGAGUCUUGCACAUGAAACUAGUGAAAAACAACACAAGAAACUUGCACAUGAAGAUGGUGAAAAACUACACAAGAAUCUUGCCAGCAAUGAUAAUGCAGAAGAAGAUAAAAAAUUUGCAAGUGAAGAUGGGGUUGAGAAAAUAUACAGGAAUCUUGCACUGGAAGAUGGUGAAGAACAAUACAACAGAAAUAUUGCCAAUGAAGAUGAAUAUGGAAUGAAUAUUUCAAGUGACAACUCUGCUCUGAGAAGGAAACAUCUAGAAAUUCUCGAACUGGCUGAAGAAAUCCUCAACAGAAGUAACCAGUGCUACGAUGUAGAUGACGACUCCGUGGACCCUGCCCUGAUAGAAGAAUGGGACGACAAACCACAGCUAAGCGAGUGGGAGUUUUACCACACGGGUAGGGGCGGGGAGCUGAGCUACAGGAAGGAGGAGACCCUGGCCAAGUUCCCUGACGUCAUUGUUCCAGGGAACAAAGUCACUGCAGUGGUACCAUCCGGGCCAGUAGUCAACAUGCCGUCUGAGCAAGAUAUCAACAGGCCAUCUGAAUGUGAAGUUUCUUCUGAGAGUAUUUCAAAGACCAACCAGAUCACAGACAAGACUCCAAGUUCUGGAGAGCUGAGCUUCAGAAAGGAAGAAACACUUGGAGAACACAGGCAACUUUUGCAACCUAUGAAGAACAUGGAGGCGGGUCCUCUUCUGUCAAAGCCACAAGCUGAGGAGACACCGGGUGAUGAGAGAACUGAUAUGGCAGGUUUUAGCACUGAGAAGAACAACCAGCUCAGUCCCAGAUACGUGGAAGAUGUUUCUCAAGAGUUUCCUGGCUCUAAGCAGAUAUUUGGUAGCCAACACGAGAAAGACCAAGACACUCACCAGAUAUUUGGUCAACAACAUGACCAAGACACUCACCAGAUAUUUGGUCAACAACAAGACCAAGACACUCACCAGAUAUUUGGCCACCAUGAAGACCAAGACACUAAUAAGACAUUUGUUCACCAAGAAGACAAAGACUACCCUGCCAAUAACUCAAACAAUAACCUAUCUAUAAAUAACAACCACCUAAACAGCUCUGUAGAGAACCAUUUCACCAAAGAUUCCACCACUGAAGACAUGGCUGAAAUGGACCAAUCAGAAACUUUCUCCCUAGAGCUGACUACAACAGAAGGGGAAGAUUAUGAUUUCGACAGCGGAGAUCUGACUACAAGAGACAGAGAGCGGUCGCCACUAUCAAGGAGGAGGAACAUCCCAGACAUCGACAUCUCCAACUACCAGAUCUUAAAUGAAAUAGAAAAACUCAAGUCUGAACACUCCAAGAUGAUGGGGCUGCUGGAGAGGAACAGGAAGAAGAAGGAACGGAUGCGGCAGAACCUGCCAUCCAGGUCUGACGGAUCACCUGGAUACCUGCUGGAGUCUGAUUCCUCAGGUGGGGAUUCACCUGUCACAGUUAUCCCAAGGAACGGUUCAGUAGGCGGCAGCACAGGGACAAGUCCCAUUGACCUGUCCAGUCUGGCCCCGCCCCCUCACAUUGUGGGUAGGAGAGAUGACCAGCGUAUGGGGGAGAGGAACACGGGGUUCCGGCCGGUGACUGUCAAGGAUGGAUCUGCCAACACAGAGCUGACCAAGGGGGCGUAUCACCACGAGAGGUCACAUCCACAGACGAGAAGCGUCAGCACCAACACUGUCAACGCCAGUGGAUACGUGAAUGGAUACAGCAGAGCAUCCACCGUGGAUUCCUUUAGCCAAACUAUCCCAGAUUUCCUUCAAGACGUAUCUACAAAUACAAAUUCUGUUACCAGAUCCGUAGACUCUUUUAUUUCUUCAGAAUCUACAAGUUCUUCAACAUCUACAAUCACGUCAAAGAAUAUAUCAAAAUCAAGCAUAGAAAAGAACAGCAACAAUAUAGUUAUGAAUUCUGUUGGAACACAGUUUGGCCAGAAAGAGACAAAGUCCUUCAUGGAAGAAAGAGUUGACGGCCGGAGCUCUGAUGAGUACUCCAGCCAGUUCAUGACCGACAGGUUCUACCACGACGACAGCUCCAGCACCAUGUCCAGAGACUCCACCCUCUCGCCCCUGACCCUCCAGGCCAUCAUGGACGACGACACGGACUCUGCCUUCUCCAUGUCCACCCUCAACACGCGUCACAUGGUCACCACGGGGGUGGGGGUCAGCGUGGACAACCUGGACGACUUCACCCAGACAGAGCUCCUGGACUUGAGUCUACUGACCGUCAAGGACAACGGGACGUCCUUCUCCUCAGAAGGGGACAGCCAUGAUAUGUCCAGAAUCCAAAAAGAGUUAGACCGGCUCCACAAUGAGAGAAUCGAAAUCAUCGAACUCCUCUCUCUGCACUACCUGCCUUCAAGUCUAACCAUAGAACUUCUGGAAGCCAAACUCAACUACUGCAUCGGUCAAACAGACGCACUUCUCUCCACUUUAGAAGAAGCCUGGGACAAAGAAGACACCUCCCCGAGGAAGUCUAAGACCUACAUCAAAGUAACCAAAGAGUAUUUAGAAGAGUACAAAUCCCAGAUGAGCAGAAGUAUGAAAGACAUUGAGUCAUGCCUGGAGACGCACCAAAGAAAACAAAAUGGCGUCCGCGGCAGGCGUAAGACGAGAGGAAGUGACAUCACGGACAUUAAGAGAAGGUCAGAAAUCGAAGCGUUUAAACUGGAGAGGUUGAGAGAGCAGUGUCGUUACGAAAGAGAAAAACUGAGAUCCAGAAACUACAGCCCCUUGAAUUAUUCCCUGUCUUCAUCCUUUGAGAACCUCUCCUCCACCGGGUCGCAAUCCACAGAAAGUUCAAUGCCAAGGUUGAUGACCCCGACACAGAGGCGGCAAUACCUGGUGAAGCUGAGGCGGGAUAUAGUUCAAGGUUCACAGGGUGAGAGACUGGACCACAGACACAGGUCAGUGUCACCACAGUACACACUCAGAUGUCCAGACCAGCCCUGGACAUUGAGAGCAUCAUCCUGCUCCCCCACCAGGUCUGAAACCUCCAGCAUCAGCUCGGUGCCUUCCUUAAGUCCGUUUACCUACCGGUCAAGAAACGGGUCUUACGUCAGACACCAGGAUCGCUACUACAGUCCUUCGUAUGAGAGGAUGACCUCGGCUCUCAGAAACCUGUCCUCAGACUACAGAGCCAACGUCAUGAGCUCGUACUCCAGCAGGGGUUUGAACCCGGACCAGCUGAUCAAAGAGUCCAAUGAGAUCCGCAGACAAAACCAGAUCCAGAUUGAGCAGGCUCAGGAGAUGUUGAGACAGCUGGACCAGAAGAGGUUUCAAGUCAGGCAGCUGGAGAGGAGACAAAUGGAAGGCAGCCCUAAUAGACCUCAGCCGAACCACUUGGACACAAGUCUAGCAAGUCUAGGUACACCAGACCAUGGACUAAACAACAGACGACAUUCAUCAAGAUCAACACCAUCAACAUUCACCGAAUACGCCAGAGAUCAUCUGGUGCGUGGACAGCGCCAGAUCAACUCCUUCGUGAACCACCACCACCACACUGUUCCACCACCAGCCAGCACUUCUAGUCACAGACAGGCUCGGAGACUCUCUAGACAGGAGCACCAGAGGUCAGCCACAUCCACACCAGGAGACAAACCCACCUCAACCACGGUUGCGUCGCAGACAGAUAACCUGUCACAGACUGGAGCUAACCUCGCAGACCAGCUGGAACCUGGCGCUGGUCAGCUGUCCAACAGAGGUGGAACAACAUCAGGGUCAGACCUGCCACAGGGAGAUGGACAAAGUAGCCAGGACUUGACCAGAGGCACCACAGCAGAAUAAAGAGUGGUCAGUCAAAUGUGACAACAGUGGUCAGUCAAAUGUGACAAGAGUGGCUGUACAAAUUGGCAACUUUUAAACACAAAUAUCUGGCCAUGAUAUAUAACUUAAUACAUUAUAAUCAUAUUACCUUACUUCAGAAACAUGCUCUACAAAAUUACUUUACCUAAGAAAGUUAUUUAAUGUUACUUUACUUGAAAAACAUGUUCUACAAAUAUUACUUUACUUAAAAAAUUCAACAAACCAUAAGAUAUAAAACAAUAUAAACAUUACUAUCAGCAAAUCAUAAAGUAUAAACAAGACAAAUAUGACUUGAAAAACAGAAAUUGUCAUAACACAAGCCCUUUGUUUUCAAACCAAAAAAAGAUUUACCAAGACAUAAAGAAUGAUAAAUAAAAGCUGAUUUAAAAAAACAAAACAUCUGAACAUCAACUGAAGCAUAAAACAAGCCUCUUUUAAAGAAAGCUUGAUCUUAGUAAAAGAAAUAUUUUUAAACUUGACGCAAAUAUUCAAUGAGAUAUUUUUUUACCCAAAUCAGAUCAUUCCGAAAGAAAUCCCAGAUGUUAAUACACAUACCUCACUCAUCUCAUUGUACGUAACCAUAAAUCAUCAUUCUCCAUAUUGUCAUGGAAUUACGUGUUUCUUUGUGUAAGUCUUGUCUGAAACAGUUUUUAUGUCCCUUUGUUUAGUCUUGUCUGAAACAGUUUUCAUGUCCCUUUGUUUCCUCCAUCAUCUGUGAUACACAUUCCAUGCAACUGGUGCCAAAUAAAUUUGUGCUUUAUCAAUAUCUAGUUAACCCUUGCUUGUAUAGGAACAUGGGGAAUUUUUUAACCCUCUGAUGCCAUGUUAUUUAUAAAAAAGAUGAACGUAAACUUCAACACAUUGUUGGGUGUUGGAGGGUUAAUGAAUGCUGAUGUGCUGUAUUAGACCUGCAUCUUGUGAUGCUCUUGUAUGUAGUUUUAUUUAGUUUCAUUUUUAUAUUGUUUACUUGACACAUCAUUAAAUAAGGUGUACCUUAAUGACCAAAGUUCGCUAAUAUGUAUUGAUAAUAAAGUAUUUAUAAAUUGGACGGCUGUCUCUUCAUGUAAAAUUAAUGACCAAUAAUUCAUACCUUUUCUUAAUUCUCUAUUAAUGCUAUGGUUAACAUUAUUCUGAAAUAAUUUUGAUAUAUAGUUUUAAUGUUGAACAUUGAAAUUCAAUUCAUUUGAAACUUUGGAAUAUUUCUCAUUGUUGCCUGAAGAUAAUGUAUAACAUAAAAUUACAAUGAUAUUACUUACAGUCCUCACAAUGAAAAAUUAACAAUCACACUAUAUAAUAUAUUGUACACAGUAUUUUUUAUGUAAAAGAAAUGUUAUUUGUUUCACAUCCUAUUUCUUUGUGAUCUGAUGUACAUUUUUAAUCCGUCCAAAAAGUCACAAAUAUUGAAUACAAUUUUUUUUUAUAUUAAAUUAUAUUUUUACGUUGUCAUUUUCUAACUUUGUACAAAUAUUUUUCUCACAAGAAGAUAAUUUCUGGUAGCCAACAAUCACAGGGGGCUGUCUGUGUAUUUAGACUUGAGGAGGCAGAUUUCCUCAGAAUUGUUGCCAAAAAUGUAUUUGCCAGCUUGCCUAUGUGUAAAAAAUUUUGUUUGUAAACAAGUUAAAUCAGUAUAUUUAUUUUAUUUUUACUUUCUUCUAGAUUAGAAAAUUUAAUUUAUUUCAUGACUUCUUUGUGAAAAGUUUAAAAUGUGGAACAUUUCACAAUCUAGACCUAAAUAGACAAGGCUGAUAAAGCUGUUUGUUAGUAGGCCAAAUAUUAUUUGUUAACUUCAAAACUUCUAAGUGUCAGACAAGAGUUUCAGCUAUGUCUUGCCCAACUUUUAAUUUAAUAAUUGGUUCAUCCUUUUUUUUUUUUAGUAUUACUUCUAUCAACUUAUUACUGGUUUUUUUUAUCACUCUUUUGAAAUUUACUCCAUAAAUUUUAACAAAACAAAUUUAAAAUAUUUUGUUUUUACUUUAAAAUAUUCAGUAUUUUACUCAAAUUCUGAAAAUUAUUUUUUUAAGUUAUUAGCUAUAUCAUUAAUCGCGAAAGGGGAUGGUGGUAGAAGUUUAAUUGUAAAACACAAAUACCUAUUCAAUUAACUCGAUUUUCACAAGUUUAUGCUAAUUUAUUAUAUGUAGAGCUUUUAUACAUCUAAUAUAUUAUUUUUAUCAUUGUGUAUAUGGUCUGGCCAUGGCAGUUGGUUAUGUCCCCUGAAGCUAUUGACAUGUACAUAAUUAAAUUAAUUUAUUAGCUGAAAGCAUGUAUUUAAAUUAUGAAUAAAUAUUUUUUUAGAAUG